Messenger RNA from Vigna unguiculata (cowpea), 1688 nucleotides. Its product is annotated as zinc transporter 4, chloroplastic-like. NCBI's taxonomy places the organism in Eukaryota, Viridiplantae, Streptophyta, Magnoliopsida, Fabales, Fabaceae. Gene Ontology annotation, cellular component: plasma membrane. Gene Ontology annotation, biological process: zinc ion transmembrane transport. Gene Ontology annotation, molecular function: zinc ion transmembrane transporter activity. The record is from RefSeq and is a predicted model, not a curated record.
CUCAUUUGAUUGCAAAAAGAGGGAACCCAAGAAUCCACAACUCACUCUCCAACCUCUCUCUCUCCUCCUUAUGACGACACUCUUCUUCAUUUUCGCCAACAAGCUUCUUCUACCCUUCCCUGGCAUCAAUUUCCCAAUCCCAAUCUCAACCUUCUCCACUUUUUUAUUUAUACUGUUUUUCAAUUCCCUUCUCUAUCUUCAACCCACAACCUUCUCUUUCUUUUUCCCUACAAAUUCCCCUCACUCCCAUGAUUUUCACCGAGGUUUCUUUCUUCUUCUCUCUUUAUUCCCCAUCACCUUCCAUGUAAUCGAUAAUCAUUCUUCUUUCUCUCUAUCUAUUUUUUAGGAUCUGUGGCUUCUGCUCCACCAACUGGUCGGAAACACUUCUCUCUUUUCAGGUGAAUCGAUUAUUUUCUAAACUCUUGAGCCGCUGCUUUUUCCCAAAUAGAGAAACCGUCCUUCUUCCACAACUUUCUGGAAUCAAUGACCAACUCCACCUGCGCAGGCGCUGAGUUAGACCAGUGCCGAGACGAGUCAGCGGCGUUGGUUCUCAAAUUCGUCGCCAUCGCCUCCAUUCUCCUCUCCGGCAUGGCCGGAAUCGCGAUCCCCCUCGUCGGGAAACACCGCCGCUUCCUCCGCACCGACGGCAACCUCUUCGUCGGUGCCAAGGCCUUCGCCGCCGGGGUGAUUCUGGCAACGGGAUUCGUCCACAUGCUGUCUGAUGCCAACGAAGCGCUCCAGCACCCGUGCCUGCCUUCCUUCCCGUGGUCCAAGUUUCCCUUCACAGGCUUCUUCGCCAUGAUGGCCGCGCUCUUCACUCUCCUCCUUGAUUUCGUGGGAACGCAGUACUACGAGCGUAAGCAGGGGCUCAACCGUCCCUCAGAGGAGCAGUCUCGGGUCGGGUCGUCCGAAUCCGCAGUGAAGGUGUUCGGAGAAGAAGAGAGUGGGGGAAUGCACAUUGUGGGGAUGCAUGCACACGCCGCGCAUCAUCAUCAUAACCACCCCCAUGGCCAUGACUCGUGCCAUGGCAUUGGCAGCGAGAAGGAACAAGAUAACGCGCUUGCUGACUCCCAUGGACACGGCCACGGUCACCUCCACGGCCACUCCCACAUGGAAGAUGGCGAAGAAGCCGACGUUCGACACAUCGUGGUCUCUCAGGUGUUGGAGCUUGGGAUUGUGUCACAUUCGAUCAUAAUCGGGUUGUCUCUGGGGGUUUCUCAAAGUCCUUGUACCAUAAGGCCUCUGAUUGCGGCGUUGUCUUUUCAUCAGUUUUUUGAAGGGUUUGCGCUUGGAGGGUGCAUUUCCCAGGCGCAGUUUAAAGCCUCCUCAGCAACCCUUAUGGCUUGUUUUUUUGCAUUGACUACACCGUUGGGUGUUUCGAUCGGAACGGCCAUUUCUUCAGGGUAUAACCCUUAUAGCCCCGGUGCACUGAUCACCGAAGGUGUUCUGGAUUCCUUGUCGGCGGGGAUUUUGGUGUAUAUGGCUUUGGUAGAUUUGAUAGCUGCGGAUUUUCUUAGCAAGAGAAUGAGUUGUAACUUCAGGCUCCAGAUAGCCUCUUACUGCAUGCUUUUCCUUGGGGCUGGAUUGAUGUCUUCGCUCGCAAUUUGGGCCUGAUGUCCCUCCCCUUUAUAUAUAGUUGUAAUACUACAUUGUUCAAUAUUCAUGUUUUAUGUCUUUUUUGUUUUGUC